AUUGACACAUUCACCCUCCUGGACACCUGGCUCAGUCCGCACUCGUCCUCCCGCGUAGUCUGCGCUCCAUUUGGAAGCUUUUGUUUUACUUUUUUUUUUUAACUGAAUCUUUCUCGGGGGGGAACAGGGCGCCGCACUGGGAAGAUGAUGGCUGCGGACCCGCUGCGAUCUGCCAUGAGACACCGGGGAUUUGACGACACGUCGCUCGCGUUGCCCUCCGACGGCAAGCUGCACGCAGGAGCGCAGCGCGUGCUGGAUCAGGUGGACACCAUCAAGAGGAGCAAGUCCAAGCCGGGCAGCAAAAGCACCACGUCCCCAAUAAGCCCGACUCCCAACAACUGGACGUCACAUGAGUCCGGAGCAUUCAAGUUUUCUCCGUCCAAAGCGAACGGCACCUUCAGCCGCAACAACUCCAGUCUGUCAACAGGCCAGAGCAAAGCGGGACAUACUCAGAAGAGUCGCAUUGUGUCCGCUAGAACCUGGGGAGGAAGACACGCCACCAACUCCGGCAUAUGGGAUCAACAGGUCAACACCAACAACUGGACCCAUAGUGCCAACGGGAUGAAAUCUGCCCGUAGUGACCCCGUUUUGGCACCUUCAUUUUCUGCUGCACCCGUCAUGAGAGCCAAAGGCCAGGUGUACCAAAGCCAGAACAACUUCCAGACUCGACAAAACCGACACAGCUCCUAUUCUAGGACCAGCAGCGUUCCGAUUUCCAACAGCCAGAAUCCUAUCUUCCAGACGCCUUCGGCCCAGAUUCUCACCGACGGAAAGAUGGGCACCAUCAAACACUCCAAGAUAGCGCAGGAAUCCUCCAAGAUAAACAGUGUUGUGAACGUGUCAGACAUGACACUGGAUCGGGCUGUAGACUUCCUGUCCUCCCCCGAUGAGGACUACCAACAGUGUGGAGCCACCUUCAUCCAACACAAAAGCUUCAAAGAGGACGGCACCAAACAGGAGGUUUUUCAUUUGGGAGGCAUCCCUGGUCUUGUGGCCCUGAUGCGGAGCCCCAACCCUGGAGUGAGCCAGGCCGCUGCUGGAGCUCUGAGGAACCUGGUGUUCAAAAACCAGGACAACAAGCUGGAGGUUCAGCACUGCGGCGGCAUAGCUAAGGCCCUGCAGCUGCUAAAGGAGACGGAUUCUACCGAGACCCAGAAACAAAUUACUGGCCUGCUGUGGAACCUGUCCUCUGCCGACGAGCUGAAGGGAGAGCUCAUAACUACGGCUCUGCCUGCGCUGACUGAGAACGUGGUGGUGCCGUUCACCUGCUGGUCAGACAGCUGUGCCAACAACAACAUACACCCCGAUGUCUUCCACAGCGCCACAGGGUGCCUGCGGAACCUGAGCUGCUCCCAAAAGAAAGCGCGGGAGGCGAUGAGACAGUGCCGUGGCCUCAUCGACUCCCUCAUGAACUACGUCCAGUCCUGUGUGGCGGAGGAAAACCCUGAUGACACGUCUGUGGAGAACUGUGCAUGCAUCCUCCAUAACUUGACCUACCAACUGGAGGAAGAGUCCCCUGGCUGCUUCAAGAAGUUCCAACCUCCACCAGAGGGCCAAGAUGGGGGCAGGAAAAGCCCCACAAUCGGAUGCUUCAGCCCCAAGAGCAGCAAGGCUCAGAAAGAGCGGACGUUUGACGGCGUUCUGGCAAUGCCGGAGGACAGCUCCCCGUCAGGGGUGGGGGGGUUGUGCCACCCCAAAGCCAUGCAGACCUACUUGUCUUUACUGGGCACGUCCCAGAAAGAUGCCACCCUGGAAGCGUGCUGCGGCGCCCUGCAGAACCUCACUGCCAACAAGGGAAUGGGGUCCAGUGCCAUGAGUCAGAUUCUGGUUCAAAAGCUGGGGGCUCUGGUGCAGAUACCCCGUCUUCUAACGUCCCCCAACCGCAACCUGCAAAAGACGGCCGUGUCCCUGCUGGCCAACAUGUCUCGGACCAGCAGUCUGCAGCCCUCCAUGGCAAAGCAGAUCCUGCCUGAGCUCACCGGCCUCCUCUCCUCUGGCCCGCGAGAAAUGGGAAACUCGGACGAAACUAUGGCGACCGCUUGCAACACAGUCAGGGGUCUAAUGCUGGCGGACACGGAGGUCAGCAAGAAGGUCAUCAAUAAUAAUCUGGUGACGUCCCUCGCUGACCUCAGUGAGAACGGGUCUUUUCCAAAAGCGAGCAAAGCAGCUUCCCAGCUGCUCUACAGCUUAUGGAACGAGAAGAGUUUUCAAGGCGUUGUGAAAAAGCUGGGGAUGGCUAAAUCACUUUUUGUUAAUGACGUCACUACAGCCGUGCAGAAGUCGAUGCAAGUUUACGAGUGAGCGCGCUGAACGUGGAACAGAGCCGCGCAGUCUAAGAGGUUUUUUCAUGUGUGUUCUUUCAGACGGAAAUCAGCAUGUUAAGACGCUUCUGCGGCCACACCCAAGGGUAGAAUUAUGUUAUUCACAUAAUGACAUUGUUGAAAGAGCAUUUGCAUUGAGGGUGAAUCAUACGUGAUACAUACUUUCGAGAGUAUGCACCACAUAUGUAAAACAUUCAUAAGACAGCUUUGGCUUUCAUGAAUAAUCUGCGCUUUAUGUAUUUAAUUUAGAUAUGUUUCUGCCCAUGUAUAUAAAGAGGUGAAUGUGUUUCUGUCAGGCAAAGUGUGCAUGUGCAGAAAUUCAGUUCUUCUGGCCAGUGAGCUGCAGCAGUUAUUUUGAAAUUCAUGAAUAGCAAUGUUUUCAAAUGUGCAGUGGCUAAAAUAUGAAAUAUCUAUUGUGGCCUUGAAGUCUGAGCAGCCAAGAAAUAAGGAAAAUAUAUGAAAAACAAAAGAGAUUGUCUGUAUUACCGUUUUAUUGGAUGAAACCUUCUACAUCCACUUGGAUUUUUUUGUUUUUCUUUCUUGUCCUGUUAUUUGUUUCAUUCUUUGAUUUUUAGUUUAUUAUUCUAUAAACCCCUUUCUAAAAAAAACUGCAAAAAUAGAUAAAUGAAUUGUUCCGCAUUUGGGGAAACCUGUUUAUUUUUUAACUCUGAGUUGAUGAGAAGAUGGCGCUGUUACAUCUGUUCAUUGUAGGUGAAGGUGCAACCAGCAGCCAGUUAGUUUAACUAAGCACAAAUCCAGGGAGACGGGGAGCGGUGCCCUGUCCAAAGGUAACACGAUACAUCUACCUGAUAUAUUUCAAAAACAUCAAACAGGUUUUAUGUGCCCUGCAAAGCCCUGUAUGUCAUUCUUACACACGCUAUUUGUUGUGUGUCUUUAUAAAAACUAAUGUAGUGUUUUGAGAAUUUUGGGCUGUUUUUUUCCAGCUGCUUGUUCUUUGCUGUUACCUUUUGGUAAACUUGCCUAUUGAAAUGUACAAACUGCAUGGUAAUUUGUUUCUGUUUGUUUUCUUGUUGUUCUCUUGCGUAAACUGAGAAAUUGGAGAAAGCGAAGUAAUGGACUAAUGUGCACAACAUGUAACAC
Molecule: messenger RNA, 3422 nt
Organism: Pungitius pungitius (ninespine stickleback)
Lineage: Eukaryota; Metazoa; Chordata; Actinopteri; Perciformes; Gasterosteidae
Gene: pkp1a
Product: plakophilin-1
Exons: 15
Coding region: 145-2301 (718 amino acids)
Biological process (GO): cell-cell junction assembly; cell-cell adhesion; intermediate filament bundle assembly
Cellular component (GO): adherens junction; cytoplasm; nucleus
Molecular function (GO): cadherin binding
Source: RefSeq, a predicted model, not a curated record